Messenger RNA from Parnassius mnemosyne (clouded apollo), 876 nucleotides. The record is from the annotation of a GenBank genome assembly. Lineage: Eukaryota; Metazoa; Arthropoda; Insecta; Lepidoptera; Papilionidae.
AUGGGAAAAACGUCAAAGGACAAAAGAGAUAUAUAUUAUAGGUUAGCAAAAGAAGAAGGAUGGCGAGCAAGAAGUGCCUUUAAACUGUUACAAAUUAAUGAGGAAUAUGAUAUUUUUAACGGGGUUUUACGUGCCGUCGAUCUUUGUGCAGCUCCAGGUAGUUGGAGCCAAGUUUUGACUAAAAAAUUAAAGGAGAACACUACGAACGCUGAUGAUGUAAAAAUUGUCGCUGUUGAUUUACAGGCAAUGGCUGCUCUUCCGGGAGUAAAACAAAUUCAGGGUGAUAUUACAAAAUUGAGUACAGCUCACGAAAUCAUUAAGGAGUUUGAAGGCUUUAAGGCCGAUCUCGUUGUUUGUGAUGGAGCACCUGAUGUGACUGGUUUGCAUGAUAUUGAUGAGUACGUUCAAUCGCAGCUUCUUCUCGCCGCUUUAAAUAUAACGACGCAUGUUUUAAAAAAUGGUGGUGUGUUUGUUGCUAAGAUAUUUAGAGGAAAAGAUGCUACGCUACUAUACUCCCAACUAAAGCAGUUCUUUGAAUUGGUCACAGUGUCAAAGCCAAGGAGCUCGAGAAAUUCUAGUAUUGAAGCAUUUGUAGUGUGUCAGAACUAUAAUCCACCCUCAGGAUUUGUACCAACUAUGAUCAAUCCACUUUUGGACCAUCAAUAUUGUGACUUUAAUCAACUCACAGGACCUAACAGAUUUAUAGUUCCAUUUAAUGUUUGUGGUGAUCUGAGUGCUUAUGAUUCUGAUACUUCUUAUCCACUGUUGUUAGAUGGUCAAACUACAUACGAGUAUAAAGAGCCCAUUCAAAAACCAAUAGAUCCUCCAUAUAAAAAUAUACUGGAAAAAACUAAAAACAUGCAAUUAAAUAAGUAA